GGAAAACAAAGCAUUUAAAUUAUCACCGCUCGAGAAAAAAGGGCAGCUUUUUCCUUCCCAACUUAAACUCACACACAACACAAGGACUCUGAAACAUGGAAUAAGCUCAGAUAGGGGUACAACACAAAAGAGAGUCGUUGAGAGGAAAGUGUAUGUAGGAGCUUGAUCAUCAAUGACAAAGAAAGCUUUGUGCAUUCUUGCCCACAGAUCUUUCUCCACUGCAUUUACUCCUGAAGUUCCCAGUCUUUACUCCUUUCUCCAACCUUCAGUCUUUUCCAUCAAAAACAACCACCAAACCACUUCCCUACAAGAACAGUCCAUUAACCUGCCAACUUCCCCACCACCGUCCCUAAGCCCAAACGAGGUUGCUACCCUCCAAACCACCCUACACAAGUCCAUCAUCACCAGUAACACUGAUGAGGCUUGGAAGACCUUCAAAUCACUCACCAACCAUCAUGCCUUCCCUAGCAAGCCCCUCACCAAUUGCCUUAUAACUCACCUGUCCUCCCAUGGGGAUAGCCUUAACCUCAAGAGGGCCUACGCCUCUGUUGUCUAUGUCAUGGAGAGGAACCCCAUGGUGUUGGAGUCUCAAACUAUCCAUUCCAUGCUUUGUUCCAUGAAGGGUGCCAAAACUGUUGUGCCUGCUUUUGCCCUUGUGAAGUGCAUGUUCAAGAAUAGGUUCUUUGUCCCUUUCAAUGUGUGGGGGAGUGUCCUUGUUGAGAUCAGCAGGGAAAACAAUAGCCUUGUUGCUUUCUUGAGAGUCUUUGAGGAGAACUGUAGGAUUGUCUUGGAUGAGAAGUUGGAGUUCAUGAAGCCUGAUGUCACUGCUUGCAAUGCAGCACUGGAAGCUUGCUGCUGUGAGCUUGAGUCAGUGAGUGAUGCUGAACGAGUUGUCGGGACGAUGUCAGAUUUGGGUGUUAUACCUGACGAAUUCAGUUUUGGAUUUCUUGGUUAUUUGUAUGCAUUGAAGGGAUCACAUGAAAAGAUAGAUGAGUUGGAGGUUUUGAUGAGAAGGUUUGGUUUCUUGCCCAAGAAGGGGUUCUAUUCUAAUUUGAUUAGUGGAUAUGUUAAGUCGGGCAAUUUAGCUUCUGUUGAGUCAUCUAUUCUCUGUAGUUUGAAUGAUAAAGAUGGUAAAGAAUGGAAUUUUGGUGAGGAAACAUUCAUUGCAGUGGUUAAGGGGUAUCUUCAGAAGGGAGAUAUUAAAGGAUUAGCUAAUUUAAUUAUUGAAGCUCAGAAGCUCGAGCCUUCAAAUGUUGUAGUUGAUAAUUCUGUAGGUUAUGGUAUUAUUAGUGCAUGUGUUAGUAUUGGACUAUCUGAUAAAGCACACAGCAUUCUUGAUGAAAUGAAUGCUCUGGGUGGCUCUGUUGGUCUGGGGGUUUAUGUACCAAUCUUGAAGGCUUACUGCAAAGAAAGUCGAACUGCCGAGGCUACUCAAAUGGUGAUGGACAUUAGUGGUUCAGGUCUUAGGUUGGAUGUUGAAACCUAUGAUGCUCUCAUAGAAGCAUCCAUAUCCAUCCAAGAUUUUCAGUCAGCCUUUUCGCUGUUUAGAGACAUGAGAGAGGCAAGGGUUCCUGACUUGAAAGGGAGUUACUUAACUAUCAUGACGUGUUUGAUGGAGCAUCAUCGUCCUGAGUUGAUGGCAGCUUUCUUAGAUGAGGUGGUUGUGGAUCCUCGGAUUCAAGUAGGUACGCAUGACUGGAACUCCAUUAUUCAUGCUUUCUGCAAAGCUGGGAGACUAGAAGAUGCAAGAAGAACUUUUAGAAGAAUGAUAUUCUUGCAGUUUCAGCCAAACGAUCAGACAUACUUGUCACUGAUUAAUGGGUAUGUCUUGGCAGAGAAAUAUUUCAAUGUGCUGAUGUUGUGGAAUGAGGUUAAGCGAAAGCUAUCAGGAGACGCACAAAAGGGGAUCAAAUUUAACCACAGCCUUGUUGAUGCAUUCUUGUAUGCUAUGGUCAAAGGAGGUUUCUUCGAUGCAGUUAUGCAGGUGGUCGAGAAGUCCAAUGAGAUGAAGAUAUUUGUUGAUAAAUGGAGAUACAAGCAAGCAUUCCUGGAGACUCACAAAAAGCUCAAAGUUGCAAAGCUAAGAAAGAGAAAUUCCAGAAAAAUGGAAGCAGUCAUUGCUUUCAAGAAUUGGGCUGGCUUAAAUUCAUGAAUUCAAAUGUUGGCAGCUACUUUCUCAGGCAUUUACCUUCUCAUCUGGAAGAACCAAACUCAAAAGAUUGUCAAGGUUGAGCUUUCAAAGGCAAGAUGAUGAGUUUCUGCAAUGCUGAUGUUAUAAUGGAUAAUGGCAAUAUAAAAGAGCUAAUGAUAGCUUUAAUUGAAGCAUAUGCGAGCAGAGAUUGGCAGCGCACAGACGAGGCAGAUAGAGGAGCCGGUUAGAAGGGGGGAGACGAGGUGGUGACCAUGCGGUGGCGACGAGUAAGGGACAGAGGAGAGAGACGCUGAGGUUCAGAGUCGUUGUGUUUUGUGUGUGUCUCUGAGUUUGAGAGUGCUGAGGAAUUUAGAUUUAUCUAUCUUGUGCUCUCCCAUGUUAAGUUUACAAAUUGAAGCAAACAAAUGACUUCAUAUCUUACAUGCUUUCAUAGUAAUCACAUUUGAUUGAAACAAGUUUAUUUUGGUUAGAGUGUAUUCUAAUAAUAUUUACAGUCAUUUGUUCU
Messenger RNA from Arachis duranensis, 2657 nucleotides. Its product is annotated as pentatricopeptide repeat-containing protein At1g69290. The record is from RefSeq and is a predicted model, not a curated record. Lineage: Eukaryota; Viridiplantae; Streptophyta; Magnoliopsida; Fabales; Fabaceae. The transcript has 4 exons. Gene Ontology annotation, molecular function: protein binding. The coding region runs from base 173 to 2152 and encodes 659 amino acids.